AACGCACAACUACUCUACUUUUCCGCAGUCGAAAGUCCUCUAUUUUCCUCGUUCCAUUGGUUGGCGUUGCCGGGAGAGGCCACAAUUCAGACUAGUCUGAAGUGUCACCAUUUAUUUAUUGUACGAAACAAAAGCUGCGAAAGAAUCAAGCGAGAAUUUGAAGGAAGGAAAAAUUUAGACGCGUCCCUGUGAUCCCCAUAAAGCAAAGGCGAAGGAAUUCAACCAAAAUGGGGGCCAUCAAUAUACCUAAAAAGCCGGAAGAGGUUCCCGAAGCAGCCCAAGGGAACCCUGUCUAUGAACAAACGAGACAGGAUAUGCCAUUGUUCUGUUGUGGAAAGAAUUGUGGCCGUAAUACUCGGUAAGAGAUGUUGGAUCCGGCAGCGAUCAACGAUGCAAAGAGAUUCUCUUCGGGACCUCUUCUCUGACUCUUGUGUUCUUUGUCAUUAAUUUUCCAUGACUUAAUAUUUACAAAACUUUGCUAUGUGUAUCCUUGAAUACUCCAAACAGUAUAACGGUUUUCGUAUUGGGUCUGAUCGCCGUCUCGUGCUCCUUUGUAGUUUGCUUCUCGUCGAACUACUUUACCUUCGUGAGUCUGAGGAAUGACACCUUCUAUGAUGAAGAAAAGACGCAGCCCCAUCCAUUCGAAUAUGCGGUCGAGGCUAAUGUAGGGUUCUUUCGGUACGAAAUCUUGGAAGUUUUCGAAUAUCCAUGGCCUCCGAAGGAUCAACGGGAGCUUUUUGAUGCCAUGCACGAUCGCGAGCUUGAGCGACUUGCUGCAAACGAUGAAACAUACGAUUUCAAAGACGAACAAGUUUCUUCGAACUCUGCUAUCGUAAAGAAGAUCAGGCGAAUACAAGACGAAUUCCCCGACGAUUUUAAUGACGACGACCAAACACCAUCGAAGGAACACGUGCAACUCGCUGUAUCCGAUGAACAAUCCCCACCGAACGAGGAAGAAUCGUCUUCGAACUCUGCCAACUCGAACGAGUCAAGGCGAAUGCAAAACAAGUUCCCCGCCGAUUUUUACGAUGACGACAUUUUAUCAUUCAACCAAAUCUCCUCUUUUAUCGGCGACGAUGAUUUUUCUGACAAUCCAUCUCAAAACACAACGGAUGCGAUGGGCAAUUCAACGUACCAAAAGGAUGCGAUGGACAUUGUGUUGCCCAAAUCGCCGACCUUCGCACCACUUUCGGGCAUUCCAAUCGAGUUGGUUCCCGACGUCAUUCCGGGAAGCAAUGCAGUUUCGCGCCUCCCCACGUCGUCUCCGACCACGGCACCCACCAUAAGCGAUCCGAACUUGAAAAUCGAUGUCCAGGUCGGUGUGGUUUUGCCCUACCCCCCCGGAAGUGAUCAUUUCGAUUCGUACUUCCAAAAUGGACAAACAGGGGCCUUUUGGGCACCCAUCACGGCACUCAUCGGUUUGUUCUUUGGCAUGCUCGAAUUUUGUUGUUGCGUUUACAAGUGUAGUUGGUUGCCAACGGCCUUGUUUUUGUACGCAGCAUUMAUGCUACAGCUGAUGACAAUCAUGAUGUUUUUGACCGAAGAUUUCUGGUGAGUAGAAUUUGGAACGCGACUCUCCUCAACAGGAUUGUAGUUGCAUUGUUUCAUUCUUCCAUGCUUCCGUGCUCUUGAUAUCGGUCUCCCUGCCGUUUCACAUUGUUCUUGUAUUCUAACUUUGUUCCACCUGUGCCGUGCAUCCUUCGAACCUUGAAUUCUCUGCUUCGUCAGCGAUUACACCCAGGACUGCGUGCUCGGGACCUCUGGGUACCUGUCCGUGGUCGCCGUGCUGCUCUAUAUGGUUUGCCAGUCCCUGAUUUGCAUGACACCGCGGCCACCGCCGCUCUUUGAUCCCCUGAAAAAGCUGCGGAGCAAAAAGCGCAAAAAGGACAAGGAGAAGAAGCAGCACAACGAGUGGGACGAGACCCAGGCCCUGGCCGAGAACGAGGGCGGCUUUGCGGGCGACGGCCCCGAUUCCUUUGCCGACGAGGACGAGGACGCGUUCUACAACCCCGACAGGGUGUACGACGACGACGACGACCACUACGAGUACGAGAGGGACGACAACGAUUACGGGUACGACGACGGAUAUGGCGACGGUGGGUACGGCGACGAGGUCUACGAGGGCUACGACGACGACGACGACGACGACGCCAAUGGUUACGAUGACGACGAGGAGCCCAACCAAUCCGGGCGCCGACUCUCGAGGGGACAGAACGCCGAGUGAGUCCGGUCGGGGUUGGCAACACAAACCAAACCAAACCCAAUGGCAGAAGCGUCUAUUAGACCCACCCGGGCCAUUGCUGUUGGGAUGCAAGCAUAAUUGUACAAUAGAGGAUUAAUUAUUACGGAGUACUGGAAUCACUAUCUAUGUGUCUGUAAGAGAAAUGCAUUUCCUUGUUUGCCUCCCUCUUGCACACUCGUUGGAAUACAAUGCUUCCGUUCCAUGGAUCCCAGAGACAACCAGCACCCGUCAUUUUUUCGGAGUGGUUUUGGUCCGCAUCGGCGGCAGCGCAUCCAACGGAAUCAGGGUCCCUUUGCCUCGUCCCGUUCGUCGCGGUCCGAUCCCCUGCCUCGGCCGUGCCGCAAUGCAAUGUGCCAUGCGCUGUGCUCUGUUGUGCACCACGGCCCUACCCAUCCUCUUAGCUUCUGUUCUUGCGGAAGCAGCGGUCCGACACCAAAACACCA
Molecule: messenger RNA, 2685 nt
Organism: Pseudo-nitzschia multistriata
Lineage: Eukaryota; Bacillariophyta; Bacillariophyceae; Bacillariales; Bacillariaceae
Source: the annotation of a GenBank genome assembly